Messenger RNA from Oppiella nova, 1530 nucleotides. Lineage: Eukaryota; Metazoa; Arthropoda; Arachnida; Sarcoptiformes; Oppiidae. The record is from the annotation of a GenBank genome assembly.
AUGGACCCGGUGUUAAUCAUAGACUUUGUGAAGGUGCCCGGUAGCGAUAAAUGCCAGUAUGAGCUAAAUAAGCCGGGCCUGGACGGCAUACUGGCCAAAGUUGAGAACAGGCGGGUGGCCCUCGUAGUUGGUGUGGGAAAGGCAGUGGACGGGUACGACAUGGAUGAGUGUCUGUCCGACACCGUCAUUAUACCCGACCCCAGCGAACCAUUAUAUGGUUUCGAGUGGAAUACAGAGAUGAAUAGUCAGACCACUCGCGGGAUUUGGUUUUCGCAGCCAUUUAUUGUCCACAAAUCCAGUGGCGAAGAGGUGGCCAUCAUUUUGGUGGACACCCAGGGAUUGUAUGACGGAUUCUACGAUGAGAGGGACUGGUCUACCAUUGUAGGCCUGAGUCUACUCAUGUCAUCAACACUUAUAUUCAAUGUAAGCAAAGAUCUCGGAGAGGAUAUCCUCCCGAGAAUACACUCAUUCUUCGACUAUGGACUGCAAGCUCUCAACCAUAUCCGUGAGUCUAUUGAUGGGAACGGGAGGAAACCCUUUCACGAUGUCAUAUUUAUGAUCCGGGACUGGACCCGUCGGGACCCGCCCUACGGACUAGAAGGGGGUCAGAACUACCGGAACGCCAAAUUUGAGAUCAAAGGCCACCAAAGGGCUACAGCUAAACAGUCACGACAAAUGAUUAUUGACAGCUUCGAGAGCUACCAGUGCUUUCUGAUGCCCGGCCCAGGACUGGUAGCCGUGAAUGGCGAGUCCGGGUUUAACGGUAGUGCCAAUCAAUUGAGUGACGAUUUCAACACAAAAGUCGAUGAGUUUUGCAAACAUCUCUUAAAUGCCGACUCAAUUAAAGUCAAAACUAUUAAUGGUAGACCGGUUAGUGGUGGUGAGCUAGCACAGUUUAUCGACGACUGUGUUAAGAUUUUAAAUAGCGACAAAAUGCCCAGGGCCAGUGAUAGUGUUGAGACCAGGCAUAGAGCUACCGAUCUUAAACUUAUUAAUCAAUUAAAGGAUGAGUACGUGAAUGAGAUGGCAAUCCUAUCUCUGGACAAACCAUUCAGUGGUCGGACACAACUCACCGCACAAUCAGACGACUUGAUUGACGGCAUGAAAGCGAAGUUCAGUUUCCAUAAGAAGUUCACUGAUGAACCUGUGGUCCAGGAGCUGACGGCACUGUUAGCUCAAACACUGGACACGGCUUUCCAGUCAAUAUACACCGAGAAUGAGAACCGAAGGCUUACGGCUACCAACGAUAUGAUCACUGAAUUGGUGGACGAGUUUAAGGCGGAUAUCAAUGAACACAUUACUCCCGAUGACUACAUCAGUGAUUAUACUUUCGCCAAAAUAGUGGACACAAAACGGGAACACAUUGUCAAUAGGUUUGACACGUUUUGUGCGGUUGAGUCGCAAUUGUUUGACUCACAUAAGCAAAGGUUAUUGAAUCAAAUCCAAAGCGAGUCCAAUGUUUUCAUCGCUAAUAAUAAUCAACGGAAUCAACAGUUAAUUAGCACUUAUGAAAAGUGUUUGGCAACACUU